AGUGCACCUAAUAAUUAUAUGGAUGAAUAUUACCAUAAUGUUACAAUGUUAGUUACAAGAAAUUAUUCAUCAGCGGCAAAAUACGAGCAGAAAAAAAAAAUUAAUUAUUACAGAAAUAUAAGGAGCGAAACGUCAGAAAUAAAACAUAUUACUAAAAGUAAAAAAAGAGGUCAAAGUAAAAACAAAAAAUCAAAUGGACGUUUACUAAAUGAAGCGCAAUUCUACACAGAAGUUAUAAAUUAUAUUAGUGGAAUGUAUUUCAAUUUUCCAAAAAAAUGGACAAAAAAAAAUUAUAAAAAAUUGAGAAUUCGUGAAAUAGAUUUAAAAAAAAUUAAAUUUAAGAAUUGCCGUUUUGGAGUUGCUAUAUUUUUUGUGUUUUCGGUGUUCGCAAUUAGAUUACCAAUAUUAUAUGUAUUAUGUUCUUUAAGCAUUUUAGAUUGUAGGCUUCAUCAAAAUGUUUUAACAAAAGAUAUUUGUAUAUAAGUAGAAGGGUAUAUCAAAGCAAUAGAUUUAAGGGAAAAGAAUAUAUAUAUAGUAUCUUUCUUUAUACUUGUCGUUAUAUUAGCCAUGGUAAUUAUAAUAGUCUUUACUAAGACUUUAAGGAAUAAUGAAAAAUAUGAAAUAAUUCAGCUGAUGGUUUAG
Messenger RNA from Plasmodium malariae, 642 nucleotides. The record is from the annotation of a RefSeq genome assembly. NCBI's taxonomy places the organism in Eukaryota, Apicomplexa, Aconoidasida, Haemosporida, Plasmodiidae.